This is a messenger RNA of Passer montanus (Eurasian tree sparrow), 552 nucleotides long. Its product is annotated as C-C motif chemokine 5-like. The transcript is spliced from 3 exons. The coding region runs from base 54 to 338 and encodes 94 amino acids. Gene Ontology annotation, molecular function: chemokine activity; CCR chemokine receptor binding. Gene Ontology annotation, cellular component: extracellular region. The record is from RefSeq and is a predicted model, not a curated record. NCBI's taxonomy places the organism in Eukaryota, Metazoa, Chordata, Aves, Passeriformes, Passeridae. Gene Ontology annotation, biological process: cellular response to interleukin-1; G protein-coupled receptor signaling pathway; lymphocyte chemotaxis.
ACACUGCAACAGUCCAGCUUCACUCCUACAAUUCACCUCCAUCCAACAAAACCAUGAAAACCUUCACAGCAGCCCUUUCUGUACUUUUUGUGGUUGUCUUCUGCUACCAGGCCACCUCUUCGCCAAUUUCUCUCAGCUUUGGUCCCUGCUGUGUUGCGUACAUCACCAGACCAUUGCCCUUGAGCCGUGUGGUAAAGUAUGAGCGUACGGGCGACCACUGCUCUCUACCAGCUGUGAUAUUUACCACCAUCCAGGACAAGCUGGUCUGUGCCAACCCUAAUGACAAGUGGGUCAAGGACAUAAGGAAUCAAUUAAAGGACAAUAAGCACAGUGGAUGAGCAAUACCCUGCUCUCUCCAAGCACCUCUCUUCAGCAAGGACGUGCUCUCAUGGACACCUCGAAGACAUAUUCUAUUUUCUCAUUGCCUGGGAAUUUGGCAGAGUAUUCAACUCAGUCUUUAGCUCUUUUAUGGAAGGUUGUGCAAAGGCAGUCUUAAUUUAUUUGACAUUUUCAGUGAAACUUUUCGUUCUCCUUUGUACUGAAGAUGUUAAA